UCUUGUGUCGCUCCAUUCCCAAAUCCAAAUCCAAAAUCCAAAAUCCUCUCCUCCUCUUCUCCCCGCCGCCUCCGCCGCCGCUCGCCCUAGCCCUAGAUCCGCUCGCCGGCCAUGUCCACGCGCGCCACUCGCCCCGGGAUGCUCCACCAGAAGGAGAACGCCGCCGACGCGCAGGCCGGCAAGCGCCAGCGCACGGCCGCCGGGUCCGCCGCCCGCGCCCCGCUCUCCGCCAACGCCGCUCCGCCCGCCCCUGACCCCGCCAUCGAGUUCGCCGGGAGGGACGAUGUCGACGCCCUCCUCAACGAGAAGAUGAAGGGCAAGAACAAGAUGGACUACAAGGGGAAGAGCGAGCAAAUGAUGGAAUACAUAAAAAAGCUACGGGCUUGCAUCAAGUGGCUGCUAGAGAGGGAGGAUACAAACCUGGCUGAGAUUGGGAAGCUCAAUGGUCUACUUGAGGCGGCAGAGAAACAUCACUCUGAGAUUGUGGCUCAGCUGAAAAGUGCAAUAGAAGAAUCAAAGGCAAUAAAUGAGGAGCUUCAGAGACAGUAUGCUUCUUUAGAGGAGAAUCUAAAGAGAGUGGAGGCUGAGAAACUGGAUGCCCUUAGGUCUUAUGGAGAUGAAAAGGAAGCAAGGAUUGCUGUUGAGGCUUCCCGAAAUGAGCAUUUGGAAGAUCUUAGAAGGAUUAAGUUGGAGGAAAAACGCCUUAAUGAUCAGAUCAAGAUGCUUCAGGACACAAAUAAGAGGCUUCAAGAAUACAACACUAGUUUGCAGCAGUAUAACAGCAACCUCCAGGCAGAUGCAACGAAGAAUGGUGAAACAAUAGCAAAGCUGCAGAAAGAGAAGAACACUAUGGUAGAAACAAUGAAUGGUUUGAAGGACCAUGCUAACUCUGUAAAGAUGCAGCUAGAUUUGGCAAAGUCUUCCCAAAAUGAAGCUCUAAAACAAAAGACCGACUUGCUAAAGGAAGUUGAUAAUCUCAGGGGUGAACUCCAGCAAGUAAGGGAUGACCGUGAUCAUAAAUUAGCUGAAAUACAUUCCUUGUUGGCCGAUGUAAGUACAUACAAGGAAAUGACUGGAAAGUCGGUAGCAGAAUUGGAUAAUGCCAUGACAAGAAGUACUGCCCUUGAGGAAACAUGUUCGUCCCAAGCAGAGAGAAUUAAAACAUUGGAGCUGCAGCUUGCAUCAGCUAACGAAAAGUUAAAGAGAUCUGAUUUGACUACUAUGGAGACGAUGACUGAGUAUGAGAAGCAAAAAAGAAUGUUGGAGGAUCUGCAAUUACGACUCGAAGAAGCUGAGCAACAAAUUUUGGACGGAGAGAAUUUGCGGAAAAGACUCCAUAAUACAAUACUCGAGCUUAAGGGAAACAUUCGAGUAUUCUGUAGGGUGCGACCUUUAUUGCCAAAUGAAUCAGGAGCUGUUGCUUAUCCAAAGAGUGGAGAAAACUUAGGUCGUGGCAUUGAGUUGACACAUAAUGCUCAAAUGUAUUCUUUCACAUUUGACAAAGUAUUUGAGCAGUCGGCAUCACAAGAAGAUGUGUUCAUUGAGAUUUCCCAACUCAUCCAAAGCGCCCUUGAUGGCUACAAGGUGUGCAUAUUUGCAUAUGGCCAAACUGGCUCGGGUAAAACAUACACAAUGAUGGGAAAUCCAGAAUUGCAUGACCAGAAAGGAUUAAUUCCGAGAUCACUUGAACAAAUUUUCCAAACAAGCCAGGCUCUUAUUUCACAGGGAUGGAAAUAUAAGAUGCAGGCAUCUAUGCUGGAAAUCUACAAUGAAGCCAUACGUGAUCUGCUAGCCACUAAUCGCACAACUGUUCAAGAUGGUGGCGCUUCAAAGUACAGUAUCAAGCAUGAUGCCAAUGGUAAUACCCAUGUAUCAGAUCUCACAAUUGUCGAUGUAUCGAGUAUCAAUGAAGUUUCUUCUCUCCUCAAGCGGGCUGCUCAGAGCAGAUCUGUUGGAAGAACACAGAUGAACGAAGAAUCAUCUAGAAGUCAUUGUGUGUUCACGCUUCGAAUUUUUGGUGUCAAUGAGGGAACAGACCAGCAGGUGCAAGGAGUGCUCAAUCUAAUCGAUCUUGCCGGCAGUGAGCGGCUUAACAAGAGCGGUGCCACCGGAGAUAGGCUAAAGGAGACACAGGCUAUUAAUAAGAGCCUCUCAUGCUUGAGCGAUGUAAUCUUCUCCAUUGCAAAGAAAGAGGAGCACGUUCCGUUCAGGAACUCAAAAUUAACGUACUUGCUACAGCCAUGCCUUGGAGGAGACUCGAAGACACUUAUGUUUGUGAAUCUGUCUCCAGAGGUGUCGUCUACAGGGGAGUCAAUUUGCUCGCUACGGUUCGCAGCACGGGUGAACUCGUGCGAGAUUGGCAUCCCUCGUCGUCAAACCCAAGUGCGUAGCUUGGCGCAAGGAUGAGUUGGCUUGGACAAAAUGAAUGUCCAUGACUAAUUGUAUUUGUGUGUUGUUUGAGGGAUGCAAUGGAUCAUUUGCAUCCCCUCCGUGUGUUGGUUGCUUAGAGGGUGUGUAUAAUAUUCUGAUUUGGCAUGUGGCUUUGUUGAUUGUACGAGCAUCGCAUUGCAUUACAUUACAGAUAGUACUGUAGUAUCUAAUUUGUGGCUGCAUCAAUGUGCAGUGGUAGUAACAAGAUGUGAGGUUGGUUGUAUUUUAUUGGAGAAGUGCCCUGUGUUGUGUUGGGCUGGCUUUGUUUGGAUGAUAAAGACAGACAAGUAAUUGGAAUUGAAAUGCUCUGUUGCUUUUUAGUA
Molecule: messenger RNA, 2753 nt
Organism: Oryza sativa Japonica Group (Japanese rice)
Lineage: Eukaryota; Viridiplantae; Streptophyta; Magnoliopsida; Poales; Poaceae
Source: RefSeq, a predicted model, not a curated record